Passer domesticus (house sparrow) is the source of this 3100-nucleotide messenger RNA. It is a transcript of the gene SCN4B, whose product is annotated as sodium voltage-gated channel beta subunit 4. Gene Ontology annotation, molecular function: transmembrane transporter binding; sodium channel regulator activity. Gene Ontology annotation, biological process: regulation of sodium ion transmembrane transporter activity; cardiac muscle cell action potential involved in contraction; regulation of ventricular cardiac muscle cell membrane repolarization. Gene Ontology annotation, cellular component: voltage-gated sodium channel complex; plasma membrane. The transcript is spliced from 6 exons. Lineage: Eukaryota; Metazoa; Chordata; Aves; Passeriformes; Passeridae. The record is from RefSeq and is a predicted model, not a curated record. The coding region runs from base 368 to 1033 and encodes 221 amino acids.
GGCGCCGCUCGCCCUCCGCGGGGGCGGCCAGAGCCGGGCGCUGCGGGCAGCAGGGACCGCUCCGCUCCGCGCCGCUCCGCGCCGCCCCGCGCUGCAGCCAUGGCCCCGGGCUCGCCCGCCGCUCGCCGCCGCGCCGCGCCGCGCCUGCUGGCCGCGCUCCUGGACGGACGGUCCGGAGCGCCGGGGAUAAGUCACUUGGCCAAGGUGACUUCGCAGCCGAGCCCCAGCUCCGAAGUCCCGGCUCCGGCCCCUGCCCUGCCCGCACCGGCGCUUCUCCUGCGAGCACCGCGGCUUUGCCCCGCUUUGCCCCGCUCCUGCGCUGCCCGGCCAGCGGGGACCGCGCUGCCUGCCUGCCCGGCACCGGGGGAUGGCCGCGGGGAGGCCGUGCACUGCUUCAGCGCCAGCACGCCCGCCGACAGGUUUGCACGUCUUCGCCAUCGCCUUGGCCUUGGAGGUGUCGGUGGGGAAAACCAACACGGUGACGGCUCUGAACAACUCCAAUGUCCUGCUGCCCUGCACCUUCACCACCUGCAUAGGCUUCCAGGACCUGGUCUUCACAUGGUAUUUCAACUCGACAGAGCUGAUCUACCACGGCAAGAUAAAGAACAAGGCCACGGAGCCCACCCUCAUCUGGCACAACCCGCGCGUGGAGUUCGUGGGCUCCACCACCAAGAAGGACAACAACAUCUCCAUUGUGCUGAACAACGUGGAGUUCAGCGACGCUGGCAAGUACACCUGCCACGUCAAGAACCCCAAGGAGAAGCACGCCCAGCACAAUGCCACCAUCUUCCUCACCGUGGUCCAUAAGAUGGUGGAGACGGACAACACUGUGACCCUCAUCAUCGUGGGCGUGGUGGGGGGGCUCAUCGGCCUCCUCAUCCUCUUCAUGCUCAUCAAGAGGGUGGUGCUGUUCAUCAUCAAGAAGACGCAGGACGGCAAGAAGGAGUGUCUGGUGAGCUCGUCAGGGAACGACAACACCGAGAACGGCCUGGCCGGCUCCAAGGCGGAACAAAAAGCCCCACCAAAGGCAUGAAGGAAGCGGCGGCGCCCCGCGCCCGCCUCGCCCCGCCGCGGGAGCCCGGGCACGGGACGAGCCUUCCCCUUUUGUUUUCUUUCCGAACUGCCAGCGCUUGAGACAUGUUUCUAUUAACACACGUGCCUGCAACCUGCACUGCUUCUCCGACAAGGCUGCGGCUGCCGGGGGGACUGGGAGCUUCUCGCGGAUCGGACUGGGAGGCUGCUGGGGCGCAGGGAGCCGCCGGCUCCGCUCUGAGCACAGGCAAGAGGGUGCCGGGCAGGGCAGGGGCAGGGGGUGCCGUGCCCAGGGCCGGGUGCUGGGCACCGGGGUCCGCUGGGUGCUGAGCUGAGGUGGCUGGGAGCUGCUGCAGCAUCCAGGAGGUUUUCUAGAGCAGGGCAGGGAUGCUCAGAGCUGGCCGGGCAGAUGGAGCGGCGCAGGAGGACGGGAGGAAGCAGGGCUGUGAUAAGCACACUGGAGAACCAAAUCAGCUGCAGGCCCCUGGCUGUGCCUCGUGCCUCCCGCAGCAGGGUUGGGGACGUGGCCGUGUCCCGGGGCCAUCCCUGGGAGCAGGGGGCUUCUCCCCGGGCAGCCAUCGCGGCUCUGCGCUGCCCCCUCCCCUCUCUCUGGAGCUCGGCGCUCGGAGCAGCGAUGCUUUUGAUGCUGGUGCCAAGGCUGAGCUCCUUCGUGGAUGUUUUUUGCAUGAGAUUCCAGGGGGAAGCAGCCAAUUCCCUUUUGCCGUGGCAGGGAGGGAGCACAGCCCAGCCCAGGCGAGGGGAGCCGGGCCGGGGCUGUGCCACCGGCCCCUGCUGGGCAACCCUGGGCAAGUUGCUCUGCUUCUCCAUGCCUCAGUUUCCCCAUCUGUAAAAUGGGGACAAAAAUACUGCUCUACCUCACGGGGUGGGUGUGAGGUUUCCUUGGCUAGGAGGGCGAAGUGCUUCGGGAUGAGGGGUGAGUGAACUCACAGGAUGUGAGACACAAAGUGAGCGAGCUGCAUCUGAGCUUAACAAUUUCCUUUCUAACGUGAUUUGUUCCCUAUUUCUCCAAUCUGGGGGUGUCUGACAGUGAAGCUGCAGGACAGGCAGCUCCCCUGUCCCACAGUAAACUGGGAUUCACAGCUGAGCCAUGGCUUGCUGUGGGGUUUGUGUCCUGGCACAGGCGCUGGGGUGAGGUGAGGAUUUGGUGGCCAAGGUGGCAAGGAAAGGCUGGGUGCUGCUGUCUCUGGAGAUGCUGGUGCACAGCGGGCUGCUCACCCCAGGCUGGGCCCGGGGGCACCCUUGGAGCAGGGCUGCGUGCCCAGAACAGGGGGCAGGUCCUGGCACCUGGCACCAGGCAGGUCCCUUGGCUGUUGAUAAGAGUCGGCAUCCUGAUCUCCCUGAGGGGCUGUGGGACCCUCAGGCCAAUCAGUGUCCCCACCUGCAGGCUGGGGACAGCGAGUCUGAGCUACCUCUGAGAGGCGUGGGGCGCCCUGCCCGCUCUGGUGCCAGGGGGUGUGACACGCCAGCGCUGUGACACGCCAGUGCCACCUGUGCGAGCCCGGGAGGAGGCUGAGACCUCCCAGUCACCCCGAGAGACCCCCGGCCCGCCCUUGGAGGAGCCCUCCCGCGGGGGAGGACGGCGAGGCGAGGAAGGGAGGUUUUUUUUAAAUACUAUUUUUAGCUGCCCUAACCUGUUGGCCUUUUCUAGCCGGCGCGUGGACGCAGCUCCACUUCCUGCCGGGUAUGCAAUGCUGCACUAUGCAUGGAUUGCUCCUCUGGCUCGCUGGGAAACGGCCACUGAAGCAGUUUUGGGGACGUAACCCCGCGUAACCCACGGGGGCUCCGGGGGAGCGGGCUGCCCUGGGAGACUGUGCCAGCACCAGCGGGGUCCCUGCUGUCACCGGGGCUUUGGGGGGGCUGCAGAGGCACCCUGGGGGGGUGUGCUGCCACAGACACGUGUGUGUGUCCAAGCACAUGUGGAGCUGCGUGGGAGGAACCCGCGGGUAAGCACAGGGGGGUGUGCGCCGGGCUGUGUGAUGACUUACAGCACAUCUUUGCACUGUAGAGGUUUAGUUAGCUUUGCCUUGAAUGAAAUAAAGUUUACGUU